AUGGGUGCUAGAGCGAUAGGAAAUCCUGGAGUUGGUGUUGGAGUUGCAGUGGACCCCAGAGUUGAUGUUAGGCCUGCGGAAGAUUCGCGUAUGGAAGGAGUCCUCAGAAUAUUAGAGAGGAUUAGGAAUAUGUUGGACAGGCAAGCUCAAGAGCGAGAUAAUGCGACCGCCCAGGCUGAUGAGGCCGCACCGAUUGCUGGUGAUGGAGGAAAUCAAGCCCAGCAAGGGCAGGCUCAACCAACAGGGUUUCAUGGUAGUGGUGACCCCGAGACUGCACCGAGAUGGGUGGAAUCAUUGGAGAAAACUUUUAAAGUUUUGGGGUGCACCAAUGAAGAGAAGGUAACUUUGGCGGUAUAUCAGUUACAGGAUAAUGCCAAUGAUUGGUGGAAGGCCACAGAAGGCAGAGUAUUUCGUGAAGGAACGGCCUCGACUUGGGCGGUAUUUAUUGAGAAUUUCUAUGAGAAGUAUUUUUCGGAGAACGCCCAAGAAAAGAAGUUGAUGCAAUUUAUGCGAUUACGCCAAGGUCAGAUGACAAUUGACCAAUAUGAAGCAGAAUUUGCGAGAUUGGCAAAGUUUGCCCCGACAAUGGUAGAAAAUCCACGGGAUAGGGCUAGAAGAUUUCGUGACGGUUUGAAGCCGGAUCUUCGGAGUCAGAUAUUAUCGCUCGACAUUAAAGAUUAUGGAAAAUGUAUAGGCGGGCUCAGAUUAUCGAACAGGAUAUGA
This is a messenger RNA of Syzygium oleosum, 723 nucleotides long. RefSeq lists its product as uncharacterized. The record is from RefSeq and is a predicted model, not a curated record. Bases 1 to 723 code for a protein of 240 amino acids. The transcript is spliced from 2 exons. NCBI's taxonomy places the organism in Eukaryota, Viridiplantae, Streptophyta, Magnoliopsida, Myrtales, Myrtaceae.